Messenger RNA from Saccharomycopsis crataegensis, 774 nucleotides. RefSeq names its product Nas6p (gene NAS6). Lineage: Eukaryota; Fungi; Ascomycota; Saccharomycetes; Ascoideales; Saccharomycopsidaceae. The transcript has a single exon. The record is from RefSeq and is a predicted model, not a curated record. Gene Ontology annotation, molecular function: protein binding. The coding region runs from base 1 to 774 and encodes 257 amino acids.
AUGUCAGAAAAAAAAGAAGAAAACAAGUUCUUAUUACAGGAGGCUGCCAGAGAUGGGAAAGCGUUGACCGUGAGGUCACUUCUUAGAGAGAAUCCCAGACUAGUUCAGCGGCGAGACCUUGAUGGCAGAGUUGCUUUACAUUGGGCAGUUUCUUCCAACCAUCAAGAAAUCGUGGCAAUGUUGUUAAAUCCUUUGUUAAUAGCCAAUGCAGAAGAAAAGAAGUUUUCAAAAUUUGAAAUCGAGAUCGAUGACUUGGUUGAUGAUGCUGGAUGGACCCCACUUCAUAUUGCUGCUGCAUUGGGAAAUCUUGAAAUUAUCGAAUUACUUAUAACUCAUGAUCCUGAACCAACAAUAAACCAACAGACCAAUGCGGGACAAACUGUUUUACAUUUGUCUGCUUCCAAAAAUUUGUAUGAAACAACGGCAUAUUUCUUGAAACAUGGUGCCAGUGCUAGAGUCAAGGAUAAAAAGGGUCAGUACCCGAUAUUCAGGGCUGCCUCGAUCGGAUCAAUAAGACUUGUGGAAUUAUUGUGCACCGAAGGGAAAAGUCAAUUGAAUAACAAAGACAACUUUGGUUGGACGAUCUUACAUCAUGCAUUGGCCGAAGGUCAUGGUGAUGUUGCUAUCGAAUUGGUUAAACGUGGUGCCAACCCCAACAUUGAGAGUGGCGAUGGCCAAACACCGGUUGAGGUUAGUGUGGAUCAGAAAAUUGAAAAAUAUUUCAGACAACAUCUUGAAGAUUUGGGAAUUGAACUAGAAAAAAGUAAAAAAUAA